Cucurbita moschata (crookneck pumpkin) is the source of this 2701-nucleotide messenger RNA. RefSeq names its product proline-rich receptor-like protein kinase PERK12. The transcript is spliced from 10 exons. NCBI's taxonomy places the organism in Eukaryota, Viridiplantae, Streptophyta, Magnoliopsida, Cucurbitales, Cucurbitaceae. Gene Ontology annotation, biological process: protein phosphorylation. Bases 145 to 2316 code for a protein of 723 amino acids. The record is from RefSeq and is a predicted model, not a curated record. Gene Ontology annotation, molecular function: protein kinase activity; ATP binding.
AACCUCGAAUUCCCUUCCCCAUGAUUCGCUUCUUUCCUUUUCCACUACAUAUGCUUCUGCUCUUUUUAUCCUCUAAUGGCUUCUCUCGCGCCUGAACUAUUUCCCUCCCUCUGAAACCUCCAUAUCCCUCCCUAAGCGGCGCCGAUGAUGCUCCUCGGUGACCCUACCGCCGUCUAUGGCGGCUCUGUGGUCGUCGUUGGGGUUAAAAUGGAUUCUCAGAGUCGGGAACUGCUUACUUGGGCGCUCGUUAAAGUUGCGCAGCCUGGAGAUUGUGUCAUUGCUCUUCAUGUUCUUGAUUCUGCCGUUGUUGCAGAGGGAAAUUCGACUUUGCUCUCUCUUGUGAAGUCGUUUGACUCUGUAUUGUCCGCCUAUGACGGAUUUUGCAACCUGAAGCAGGUUGAAUUGAAGCUCAAGGUCUGCCGAGGCUCGCCGGUCCGGAAAAUUAUUAGACGGGAAGUUGAUUCUUACGGCGAGGCUUCGCUAAUUCUCGGUACUUCUAAAACUCACCAUAGAAUCCGUUCGUCGGUAUCGGUUGCAAAGUACUGUGCUAGAAAAUUGUCGAACAGAUUCUGCGUUUUAGCCGUCAAUAAUGGCAAAGUUAUUUUCCAGAGAUUAGCGACUUUCCCAAUUAAAGGCCAGUCUCGAGACAAGGGUGGGGACAAGAAUUGUGCAACCAUUGUAGAAGAAAUUAAUGAAUCAAAAUCUGUUGGGUUGGCUGCAAACUUUAUCAACGGUCACCGCUUACACAAAUCUGACUCUGGUUGUAAUGAUAAAACGGAGAGGGACUCUGUUCAGAGUGCUCUGUCUUUGCUUGAACGAAAUGAUUCCGCAACUGAUUUGGUGGACCAGUUACAGGACAAUGGUGUUUGGAAUUCAUUGGCUUUGGUACCAUUUCAAAAGCCUCAAGAAAUUUCGAAGUCAAAUUCCAUUGUCAAGCGAGGAUCGUUGCAAUGGAAAUCAAGUUGGUCGCUUCUGCGUCGGAUAUUUUUAACCAAGCAGCAUGUAGAGAAAUCAUCAAAGAAGUUUCCUAUGUUCCAAGGUGUAUUACACAUACCGAACUUCCAGUCAUCGUCAGCCUUGGUUUAUCCAGGCCAGAAACAAAGCAGUUCUGAUCCAGAUCAGAGCUCCACAAUUGAUGGGGAAAAUGGUGCAAUUGUGCCAUAUGUGUCCAGCCAUGUUUUGGAAAGCCUUCCUAAAGAGGUAUUGGAUUUAAAGGAUAAAUACUCGUCCACUUGCAGAUUGUUUACUUAUGAGGAACUUUUGUUGGCAACUUCUAAUUUUAUGCCUGAGAAUAUGGUUGGUAAAGGAGGGAGUAGCUAUGUUUACCGAGGGCGUCUUCCCGAUGGCAAGGAAAUUGCUGUCAAAAUUUUGAAGCCAUCUGAGACUGUUCUAAAGGAGUUUGUUCAGGAAGUUGAGAUCAUUGCAACUUCAACUCAUAAGAAUAUUAUAUCUUUAUUGGGUUUUUGUUUGGAGGACAAUAAUUUAGUUUUGGUCUAUGAUUUUCUUUCAAGAGGAAGUAUGGAAGAGAAUCUUCAUGGUUGUAAGAAGGAUGUGAAUUCAUUUGGUUGGCAAGAGAGGUUUAAGGUUGCUGUUGGUGUUGCUGAGGCACUUGACUAUCUACACAAUUGCAGGGAAGAAGCUGUGAUACACAGGGAUGUGAAAUCCUCUAACAUUCUACUUUCGGAGAAUUUCGAACCGCAGCUUUCGGAUUUUGGCCUUGCUAGUUGGGCAUCGUCGUGCUUACAAAUCACUUGUACUGAUGUAGCUGGAACAUUUGGUUAUUUGGCUCCUGAGUAUUUCAUGCACGGAAAAGUGAGCGACAAGAUCGAUGUCUAUGCAUUCGGUGUGGUACUCCUUGAGCUACUUUCAGGUAGAAAACCAAUCAGCGACAAUUGUCCCAAGGGGGAGGAGAGUCUCGUAAUGUGGGCAAAGCCAAUUCUGAUGGAAGGCAAAGUUUCACAAUUGCUAGAUCCAAGGCUAGGCAGUGACUACAACCACGAUCAAAUAGGUCGAAUGAUUUUGGCUGCUACCCUUUGUAUUAGACGAGCACCGAGACAUCGCCCUCAAAUCAGCCUGGUAUUGAAACUUCUCCAAGGUGAUGAGGAAAUAACAACAUGGGCAAGACAACAAAUCGACGAAUCAAACGAAUUCAAUGCGAGUGACGAAGAACCUCUACCUACUAACAUCCAAUCACACCUUAACCUAGCGUUGCUUGGUUUGGAAGAUGACUCACUUUCUGUUAGCAGUGGAAUACAAAGCAUUUCCAUAGAGGACUACUUGCAAGGUAGAUGCAGCCGCUCUUCAAGCUUCAACUAGUAACUGGUUAGUAUCAAUCAAACAAAUCCAAUAGAAUUUUCAGCCAAAGUUUAGAACGUCUUCCACUGUUCUUUGUACAAGAAACUACCGUGUCGAUGUGCCCCCGAAAACCGCUCUUUUUGUUUUUUUGGUGGGAUUUCUGAAUCUGAGUCUUGGUAGAGAGGUUGUCCAAGGAGAAAGCCGAAAGCCCCCUCCUUGACUCGGUAAGGAUGCCAUAUUUUGAAAGGCCUUUGUUUUUAAUGUUCAUAGUCGUUGAAAUUGAAUUAAAGGAGAUGAUGUGAAAGACAUCUACUGCUUAUUGGUGAAUUUAUUGUGAUCUACUUUGAAAAGUUCAUGUGCUGUAUUUGCUAUUUAGUCCAAAAAGGCAGCCCAUUUGUUGAGGAUA